Messenger RNA from Paramecium pentaurelia, 755 nucleotides. The record is from the annotation of a GenBank genome assembly. Lineage: Eukaryota; Ciliophora; Oligohymenophorea; Peniculida; Parameciidae.
AUGGGAAAUAAUCUUUGCUUCUAAACUGGUGAGAGAUCUUCACAGUUUCCUUAAUUAUUAUUAAAAUACGAAAUAGGAAAUUGUGAAAUUGCAUUAACAGCAGGUCCAGUUGAAAAUGAAGAUGUGGAAUGUUUAGUGAUUCCGACUGAUUCUGGAUACACUAAUAUUAAGCAAAGCGAUAGACCUAGUUUUAAAUAAAUAAACGAGAAAUGUGUUUUUGUGGCUGGUAGUAAAAGUAUCGAAUUCAUUAAUGCUAAUAAGAACGCAAAAGCUAGAUUUUUGCAGUUGUCAUGGACAAGAAUUACUCAGUAAAAAAUGAUGAUGGAGAAGAUGAAAAACAAACUAUUUAUGCAACAGUUUAAGAGGCUCUCAGAUUGGUAAGUGAAUCAAAUAUAUUCUAAGGCUGAACAAAAACAAAUGAAAUCAGUUGGAUUUCCAGUAUUUGAAUCUAAAGAUCAUACAACCUCAGCCACAAUCAUGUUGAUGGCUAUUAAACUUACUAUAACUGAGUAAAAAAUAAAAUCCCUUAAAAGAAUUGCAAUAACUCUUGAUGUAUAAAUUAUUUUUUAAUUAUAUUAAGCAUAUAGAGCAAGUUAGUAGUUUUAAAUGGGUAUUUUAACAAGUUUUUAAAGGAAGUGAAUAAUUGAGAUACUCAAGAGCCUACUCAAGUUCAAUAAAUACAUAAAUAGAUUCGAUUUCUAUUGAUGAUUUAAAGUCAAAGGUAAAAAGUAAUACAAAGGAAGAAACUCCUUGAA